AUGCAGCACAUCGACUCACAACAAAUCAACCACGACAUCCCCGCGCGUGUCUCUUAUCUUCAGUCCUUCCUCCUCUUCGAACCAGCCACAGAUGGACCCUUGCUCAACAGUACCAAACCUGUACUCGCUCCCAUCCUGGACGUAAUUGUUGACUCGGUUUACGACCACCUCCUCGAGUAUGAUAUUACAGCUGCCCCUUUUGCGCGUGCUCAGACUUCGGAUCAGCAAUCUGUCAGUGUGUCACAAUUGGACGGCUUUCACGAAAAUAUCAAAUUUCGCAAGGACUUUUUGAAAAGAUAUCUGAUCAAACUGGUCGACAAUACAGAUUGGACGCCGGAAAGCAGAUUUUGGGACUAUCUCGACCGUGUAGCAAAAGCUCACACUGGGGCAACCGAUUCAGGACUUAAAUGGCGACUUCAUAAGCCGAAGCUGUUGGUCAGCUACCGCGAGAUCAGUCUCCUCUUAGGCUGGGUACAGAACGCGGUGAUGGACAUAGUGAUGGGACUCGAUAACCUUGACCUAGAGACCAGGCUCAAGGUCGUAAGGGCUCUCAACAAAUACUGGUGGCUACAGAACGACCUCUUUGCGAGGCACUAUACAAAGGAUUAG
This is a messenger RNA of Cyphellophora europaea CBS 101466, 609 nucleotides long. RefSeq lists its product as uncharacterized. Bases 1 to 609 code for a protein of 202 amino acids. NCBI's taxonomy places the organism in Eukaryota, Fungi, Ascomycota, Eurotiomycetes, Chaetothyriales, Cyphellophoraceae. The record is from RefSeq and is a predicted model, not a curated record. The transcript has a single exon. Gene Ontology annotation, molecular function: heme binding; oxygen binding.